AUGUUUGUUUGGACACACAUAAAUAAAUAUACAAGCAGAUAUAUUAAUAGAUAUAUUUUAAAAUUUACAAGAUAUGAAUCCUUACGUUUAUGUAUGUUAAAUUUUACUAGUACUAUAAAAAAUGAAAAUAAGAUAUAUUCAAAAAAAAAUUUUAAUAAUGUUUUAAUGCAAAAUAUAAAAAUUACGGAAGAUGAGGAAAUUAUAUGUGAACAGUUUUUUUUCUCGAAAUAUAAUUUACCAUAUGUUUUAAAGAUCCCGUUCAGUGAUUUGAGAUUAAUUGACACGUGCAACAAUAAUCACAAUCCAACCAUAUUAAUCCGAAAAGAUAUGAUUUUGUUAAGAACAGGUUUUUUGAGUUGUGUAAUUCGAUAUAACGAAUUAUGGCUUUUUGAACCUAGGGAACCCCUAGUUAUAAAAGCUACCAAUUUGAUUAAACAAAACUUAAAAAUAAUAUAUGGAUUUAAAGGAGAUAUGAGUUCAGGAGUUGAAAUUCCAUUGAAUGAAUUGAAGGAUGAAAAAUGCCAAGAGAAUGUAAAUAUGUAUGAAAAAAAUAUAAGAAAUGAUUUAUAUAGUACUUAUGAGAAGAACAUUAGUGAUGAUAUAAAUGAUGCAAAACAAAAGAACAUGUGUAGUGAUAUAAAUAAUAUAUGGAGUAAUCAUAUAAAGAUUGAUAAAAAAAGAAUAAUAUCAGGAAAUUAUAGUAGACUUAAUAGAAAUAAUAUAUGGGAAAAUGACAGAGAAAUAAAUAAAAAGGAUAUAUUUAAUAUAAAGGAAAAAAAGAAUAUGAAUGAAAAUGAUGAUAUAUGUAAUAAAAUAAAAAUCGUAGGAAAGGAAGAAUUAAAUAAUAAUAUAAAAGAAGAUAUAAAUUACUUAAAUGUUGAAAAUAAUUUUUAUAGAUAUAAAGGGAAUAUAUCAUUUGAAUUUUUAUGUUUAGAUAUAUGUAUGCAAUUAUCUAUUAAGGAAUAUGAAAAUUAUUUGGAUACAAUAAAUAUAACGUUAAGACAGAAAAUACAACUUCAACAAAAAAAAGAAGAAAAUAUUGAAAUAAAUAUGUUAACAAAUAAUUUAUUAAGAGAAAUGAUGAAAAUCAAAAAUAAGUUACAGAAAUUAUCUAAUUUAUUAAAUGCAUUACGUAGUAAUAUUGAAAAAAUAUUAAAAAAUGAAACUGAUAUGAAAAAUAUGUAUUUAACUACAUUAAAUAAAAUUUCGAUAAAUAAAAUAAAAGAUUAUAGUGACUUAGAAAUAUUAUUAGAAACACAUUUACAAUUAACAGAUGAAUUAUCAGGAGAAUUAGAAAAUAUGGAAGAAAAAAUUACACAUUAUGAAGAAUUAAUGAGAUUAAAUUUAGAUUAUAAUAGAAACAAAUUUAUUUUAUUAAAUGCUAAAAUUUCAUUUUCAACAUUAUUUUGUUCUAUAUGUGCUGUAAUUACUAGCUUAUUUGGUAUGAACUUAAAAAAUUUUAUUGAACAUAAUGAUUACGCAUUUUUUAUUGUAUCCAUUUUUAUUACCUCCUGGUCUAUUGUUGGAAUAUACUUUACCAAAAAUAUAAAUACCCUCUUAAGGUUUUUCGACAAAUAUAAUGUGAAAUAA
Molecule: messenger RNA, 1590 nt
Organism: Plasmodium falciparum 3D7
Lineage: Eukaryota; Apicomplexa; Aconoidasida; Haemosporida; Plasmodiidae
Gene: MIT1
Product: CorA family magnesium transporter
Source: RefSeq, a predicted model, not a curated record